This is a messenger RNA of Pseudopodoces humilis (Tibetan ground-tit), 2271 nucleotides long. RefSeq names its product tRNA selenocysteine 1 associated protein 1 (gene TRNAU1AP). NCBI's taxonomy places the organism in Eukaryota, Metazoa, Chordata, Aves, Passeriformes, Paridae. Gene Ontology annotation, biological process: selenocysteine incorporation. Gene Ontology annotation, cellular component: nucleus. Gene Ontology annotation, molecular function: tRNA binding. The record is from RefSeq and is a predicted model, not a curated record.
GACCGGGGCACCGGGGGAGGGACGGAGGGAGGGGCGGCGGCGGCGGGGCGCGGCGGGGCCGGGCCGGGCCGGGCCGGGCCGGGCCGGGCCGGGAGGUGGAGCGCGCGGCCCCACUGAACCCGCCGCGGGGCCUGCGGGAGCAGUAUGGCCGCCAGCCUGUGGAUGGGGGACCUGGAGCCCUAUAUGGAUGAAAACUUUGUUUCAAGAGCCUUUGCCACCAUGGGAGAGCUUGUACUGAGUGUAAAAAUCAUUCGAAACAGGUUGACAGGAAUUCCAGCAGGCUAUUGCUUUGUGGAAUUUGCAGAUCUUGCUACUGCAGAGAAAUGUUUACACAAAAUCAAUGGAAAACCACUUCCUGGUGCUACACCAGCGAAGCGAUUUAAAUUGAAUUAUGCAACAUAUGGAAAACAACCUGAUAACAGUCCAGAAUAUUCCCUUUUUGUGGGAGAUCUGACUCCCGAUGUGGAUGAUGGGAUGUUAUAUGAAUUUUUUGUUAAAGUUUAUCCAUCGUGUAGAGGUGGAAAAGUUGUUUUGGACCAGGCAGGAGUAUCCAAAGGUUACGGGUUUGUGAAAUUCACGGAUGAGCUGGAACAGAAAAGAGCACUGACAGAGUGUCAGGGAGCUGUGGGGUUGGGCUCUAAACCUGUACGCUUGAGUGUGGCUAUACCAAAAGCUAAUCGUGUGAAACCAAUGGAAUACAAUCAGAUGUACAACUAUAAUUACAGCCAGUAUUACCAACAGUAUCACAGCUACUACGCUCAGUGGGGGUACGACCAGAACACGGGCAGUUACAGCUACAGCUAUCCCCAGUAUGGCUACACGCAGAGCACCAUGCAGACAUAUGAAGAAGUUGGUGAGGAUGCAUUGGAAGAUCCUACGCCUCAGUUAGAUGUCCAUGAAGCAAACAAGCAGUUUAUGGAACAGAGCGAAGAGCUCUACGAUGCUUUGAUGGACUGUCAUUGGCAGCCUUUGGACACUGUCUCAUCAGAGAUCCCAGCCGUGUUAUAGCCUCGUUGCUGAGGCAUUGUGUCUGAGACAUCCUGCCAGUGCACUCUGGACUGUUACACUGCCCCUGGAUCCUGCAAUAGUGAGGGGUGGCCCUUUCCCCACCCAGGUCUGGUACUCGGAGUACAGGAGGACUGUGGCCUUUCCUGUAGAGAAUAAGUAUUGUAGGAACAUCAUGGUAACCUUUAUUCAUGGUGAAAAUUAGAACUGCAACAGUUUUAUUCCCUUUGUCUUGAAAUGAACUCUUAAUACUUACUGGAAAUUGUAAUUUAUAAACUUUCAACAAGAUGGCACAGGGGAGAGACUCUACUCCAUCAAACAAUAAAAGAGUUGGUCUUUUAAGUAAAAUUACCCUUUGCAUUUUGGUUCCUGCCCAUCUUUCUGUUUUGCUGCCCAUUCAACUGUCUUAAGUCAUUUAACCCAACGCUCAUGAAUGUGUUAUUUCAAAAAAGAUCAUUGUUGGACACCACUGAAAUGUCUCAAAAUCUUUCCAGUGACUGAGUAGAGUUGCUGUAACUUAAGCAUGGGAUGAAAUCUUAUGUUGUGGUUAACUUUAGCUGUGAUCUUGAGCUUGCAAGUUUGAUGUUCUUAAGCAGUCAACCCAAAGAGCACUUUGGAGAGCAAAGACAGAAAGGAGUGUUACAAAGCUACAGAUUGAUGCCUUUUACCUGGUGAUCUCUUGCACACCUGGCCUGCUUCUCCACCGUGUAUGAGGAAAUAAUUCCCCAUCAACCAGCAGCUUAAAACAUUUUUUCCAGCAGCCAUAUUUAAAUGCUAUUUUGUGUAUCAUGCCUUUAUUUCUUUUUUAUUGUGGACACACCUUGAUGAUCUCAUUGAGAUGUUGAGAUUUUGUAGUGUCUUCCACUGUCCAGUCAGAGUGAAACUGAAGCUCUUGCAGCAAAAACGGGUCAGAGAAAUUGCACUGCUGUGUUGUGCAACAAAUGGUUGUUAACUUGGAAAGUGGUUUUCUACUGGAUGUUGUCUAAGCUGGAUGGACAAGCAAUAUAUUUAAGCUGAUAUGUUGCAUUAGAGGUGAAAGCGAAAAUAAUAGCACUUACAUACAUGUUAUAAGCCCUUAUUCAGGCUUUUGUGCCUUAAACUUUUGGGGAAAUAGGAACAGAGAAACUACCUGUAAUAAAUGUCUAUCCAAGGAAUAGUUUGGUAACUGAAAUUGCUACUGCAGAGCAUUUCGUUGCCUCCCUGCCCAUGUUGAUGCAGAGAUUUGCCACAAAAUUUAAAGACUUCGAUAAAGCUACUUCUGUUACA